AUGGUCUUAAUGGACACAAAACUCACAUUAUCUGAAAUGGAAGAAGGUGAGAUUGUUGAUGAAUCUGGAACCUUUGACAGUCAGGAUAAAAGUAAUUAUAAUGACGAAAAGAGUAGAGAAGAUCGUAAGCAUCGCCGUCACUCAAGCAGGCACUCACAUCACCACCACCACCACCACCACCAUGAUGAUCGUGAACGUAGUAGUCAUCGUAGCCAUCAUCGGCAUCAUGAUUUAGAUCGAAAAAAUGGAAGUGAAGGAGUAGAAAAAAGUCGUAAGGACGGUUUAGGUAACCACUUAAACUCGACCGUCAAUAUGAUCGUCGAUGAUGACGAAAAUCGUAGCGAUCUCUUCAUGAAUCGUAAUGAACAUUCUACUGCAUCUUCCCAUAAACAUAAACGCAAACCAAGUUAUAGAGAAAAGGAUGUGGGUUAUAGUAAUGAAAGAGGUUAUGAAAAAGAAAGGGGUCAUAAAGAAUACUCCAAAAAAAACAAUGAAGAACAUAUAAAUGGAAUAAACUCAAGAAAUGAAUUUGAUGGUUCAAUUAAUGGGUCAAAAAAUAAGGAGGGCCAAAAUUCAACAAAAUCUAAAAAUGAGUCGGUAUAUGCAGAAGUCAUUGAUGAUUUAAUAGAUAUAAGUUUAGAGAAUGAAAUAGACGAAGAAAAACUAAUAGAAGAAAGAAGAAUGCACAGGAAUGCAAUAUUACAGAAACAUAAAAAUAAAAAAAUUGAUAAUUCCACAAUUAAUCAUAACAACACCCUUUUUUCAGAUUCAAAAACAAUAGAACAGAAUGAACAUAAAUCAGAUAUACAAGAUUCUCAAUCCGCAGAUACUCCGACUGUGGUCUCUCCGGUGACACCCACGACUGAAACACCCAUAUCUUUUUCUCUAACUAAAGUUGAAGUUUCAGCCGAUGAUUAUAUUCCUGGAGAAGAUCAUCAAGGCUUCUCAGCAGCAGAUUAUGACCCAAUAAAAGACCGCAUUGCAGAUGAUGAGCGUCAGUUACAUCAUAAAUCUGCAAAAGACUUUGAAUUGCUUAAAACCAAAGAUGCUCAAGAAUCUGUUAUAAAACAAGACGGUGAUGAAAAUGAUAUGUUUGCUACAGACUAUAAAGAGACAUUCAAUAAUAGAAAUGGAAAUAAUCAAGCUAAUGCUGAAAAGUCUACUAAUGAAUUUGAUAUGUUUGCAGAUGAUGAUAUGUUUGCACCCUCUCCAGAAAAUCUAAAUCGCAAAACCUCACAACUAAUGUCAUCUGUCGUCAAGAAUGUUCCUGUUGUUAUUAAUGAACAUGCUACCGGUCUCGUUGAUAAUUAUGAUGAUGCUGAAGGAUAUUAUCGUGUUCUUUUGGGUGAAAUGCUGGAGAACCGAUAUCAUGUACACAAUAAUCUUGGUAAAGGUGUGUUUAGUUCUGUCGUUAAGGCCAAAGAUACAAAAGAAAACAUUGAUGUAGCCAUAAAAAUCAUUCGAAAUAAUGAAACAAUGUAUCGGGCUGGUUUAAAAGAAUUAAAUAUCCUCAAGAAAAUAAUGGAUGCAGAUCCAGAUCAUAAGAAACACAUAAUUCGAUUAUUUAGACAUUUUGAACAUAAAGGUCAUUUGUGUCUAGUAUUUGAAUCAUUGAGCAUGAAUUUAAGAGAAGUAUUGAAAAGGUUUGGUAAGGAUGUUGGUAUUAAUAUUAAAGCUGUACGUAUUUAUGCACAACAACUCUUUUUGUCAUUAUCUCUUUUAAAAAAGUGCAACAUCUUACAUGCUGACAUCAAACCCGACAAUAUAUUGGUGAGUGAGUCAAAAAAUACACUGAAAAUGUGUGACCUUGGUUCAGCUUCCGAUGCAUCUGAGAAUGAUAUUACACCAUACCUUGUUAGUAGAUUUUAUCGUGCUCCAGAAAUUAUCCUUGGACUUCCUUAUGAUUUUUCUCUUGAUAUGUGGUCUGUAGGAUGUACACUUUAUGAACUUUACACAGGCAAAAUACUAUUUCCUGGUCGAAGUAAUAACCAAAUGUUGAAGUUAAUGAUGGAGCUUAAAGGAAAGUUUUCAAACAAAAUACUUCGUAAGGGACAAUUUGUUGAUCAACAUUUUGACCAGGAUUUAAAUUUCUUAUAUCAUGAAACAGAUCGAAUUAGCAAUAAGGAGGUAGUAAAGCCCAUUGUCUUUACAAAACCAACCAGGGAUUUAAAGGCACGUCUUCUAUCAAAAACUUCACAUAUGGCCGAAGAAGAAACUCGCCUUUUAAAUGCAUUUGUUGACUUAUUAGAAAAAUGUUUGAAUUUAAAUCCUGAAAAGAGAUUGACAGUUAGAGAAGCAUUAAUGCAUCCAUUUGUCACUGGAAAG
Messenger RNA from Entrophospora candida, 2325 nucleotides. Lineage: Eukaryota; Fungi; Glomeromycota; Glomeromycetes; Entrophosporales; Entrophosporaceae. The record is from the annotation of a GenBank genome assembly.